GCAUUCCUCCCUGUGUUCCCUUUGUUCUUUUAUACAAACAAAGGAACCCUCAUCACAGCCUUUCUUUGCUCUAUGUAAAUCGGAAGGUUUAUAAUAGUUACUAUUAAGGAGAUUAUUUGGGUCCCCUAAUCUCCAAUCUCAGGAUUAACGGACGCUAUAUUGGUGUAUCCAGAUUGUGUGUUUCUUCUACUAGUCCCCUUAAUAGAGGAUGGAAAAUAGAAUUUUUUGUACGAUAGUUUAAGUUUUUAUUGAACUUUUGGUUAGACAAUCUAGUUUGAACAUAGACUCAUCAGAUAAUAAUAACAAGCAUUUCGCUACACCGGCAAUAACAUCUGCUAAAUAUGUGUAUGUGACCAAUAACAUUUGAUUUGAUUUAAGAGGCCUACAUUUUGGUGUGCCUGUUACAAACACGUGUUGACAAACCUCCCCAGAUUAUAUAUUUGUUUUAUUUUUAUUUAGUAGAGAUUUUUCAUUCUGACUAUUAUUUAUUUUGACGUUUUAUAUUUUAAGUAUUAUUUCUUAGUAGUCAACAUUUAGAAUAGUUCAGAAGUGAAGCAAACCUUUUGUGGAAAAUCUCUUACAAUGGAGGAUUCAAAGGUACCCAAGAUUGACCCAGAUUUUGAGCCGCAAAGCAGACCUAGGUCGUGCACAUGGCCGCUCCCCAGACCCGACAUCUCAGCUGUUAAACCGGAUGGGGCAGACGGACCUGAAUCCGCUGCGGGAACUCCGCCCGCCGACGAGGAUAAGCAAGAGCAACAGCAAAUCAUAUGUGAGCCUGAGAAAGUUGUGGUCUCAGAGGGAGGAGUUGUAGCCGGAGUGGGUGGAGCCACGCCCCGAAAGGGAUCAUCCCGGCGCAAUGCAUGGGGGAACCAUUCCUACGCGGACCUGAUUAGUCAGGCAAUUGAGAACUCUCCAGAGAAGCGCUUAACCUUGGCACAGAUAUAUGACUGGAUGGUGAAAACCGUGCCUUACUUCAAAGAUAAAGGAGAUAGCAACAGCUCAGCAGGGUGGAAGAAUUCAAUUCGCCAUAAUUUAUCACUUCACAACAAGUUCCUGAGAGUUCACAAUGAGUCCACAGGCAAAAGUUCCUGGUGGAUGCUCAACCCAGAGGGGGGCAAGACUGGGAAAGCCCCCCGGCGCCGUGCUGCCUCCAUGGACAACAGCAGCAAACUGCUGAAGAGCCGGAUGCGUGCCAAGCAGACCAAGAAGGCAGCAUCAGGCUUGGGCGGGACCACCGGGGGAGACGGCGAUGGCGUCGCGGACAGUCCCAACUCCUCCCAGCAGUUCCCCAAAUGGGGGGUCAACAGCGGCAGCCCCUCAUCCCGCGGUAGCCUAGACGACCCUGACAUGUGGACCAGCUUCCGUCCACGCACCAGCUCCAACGCCAGCACCCUGAGUGGCCGGCUGUCCCCCAUUGGUCCCGGCCAGGAGGAUGAGGAUGACCUGCCUGAGGAAGGUCUACUGGGCUACUCCACGGGCAACCUGCCCCCCACCCUCACCGAGACACUCAUGGAGGAGCUGGACCUGAUCGAUGGCCUGACGCUGAUGACAGAGCAGCAAGGAAGGGCUAGUCCCAGCACGGCCCCCAUGGUGCCUCCCACCCCUCUGCCCUCCGCUUCCACCUUGCUUCCCCGGGGGUCCGGGUUCCCCACAUUCCGUCAGCUGCAGCCACCCAACCUCUCCCAGGCUGCCAAUCAGAUCGGGGGACAGUCCUCAGGCACACAAUCUGGCAACAGUAACAACUCCAAACCCUCAAACUAUGGCAACUCCCUCUUCAACCCUAUGCCUAGCCCCGGCUCCCAUGGGACUGGUCACUAUGGCACCCAUGUAGCCUCCAGCUUGGAGGCGUUGCUCACUUCGGACUCCCCGCCUCCCAGUGAUGUCAUGAUGACCCAGGUGGAUCCGCUUAUGCCCAGUCCGGGUGGAGUGGGGAUGAUGGGCAUGGUGGGAGGGCGGGUCAAGCCCAACCAGCUGUUGCUGGGAAAGGGGCUUGAGCCCAACACUGUGGGACCCAUGGGGAUGCAAUCUCAACUCCAGUCCCAGCUCCAGCAGCAGCACUCUCAGCUGGGCCUGGGCAUGAGCCUGUCGGGCAUGAGCCUGUCAGGCAUGGCCCAGGACUCUCCACAGUUCUCCGGCCUCAAAGCCCAGCAUGCACAGCUGCCAGGUAUGGGGCUUCACCAUGGAGGGGGCCUCUCCGCCAAUGCAGGAGGAGGUCUGCCAGGGAUGGGCCAGUUCGGAACGCCGAGCUGCUUCCUGCCCAAUCAAGACCGCUUGCCCACCGACUUGGAUAUCGAGAUGUUCACAGAGAACUUGGACUGUGACGUUGACUACAUCAUCAACAGCGACCUCAUGGAUGGAGAGGGCAUCGAUUUCAACUUUGACCCCAUAAUCCAGGGAGGGCAAAGCUACUCCGGCCCUGCGACCACGCAGAGCUCCGCCCACAACUGGGUACCCAGCUAACUUCCCAGCAAACCUUGCAGUGUUAGCCAGGAGAUUAAUCAAGAACAUCAUGAAGUCAACAUUUGUCUUUGACUCUUUGUUGCGGGUAAGGAUCCCCAAUCACACAAAACCUCAACGACACUCACAACAAAGAUCACACCUGGUGCAUUCCCAUUCCUCGUCUCCCUAUUGGCUGAAGAUCCGAAGCAAUUUUUUUAAACUUUUGCGUUUGUACUUUUGAGUUUUCUUUGGAUUUAAGGACGAAACCAGACCUCAGACAUCCAUGUCACGUGCCAAUACAAGUGGGUGGUCAGGAGAUCCACCAUACAUGAGACCCCCCCCCAAGACCCCCUAGUAACACUUGCAACUUUUGGGGAGUUUGCCGUAUGUAUUUUCUUGGAGUGUUUUUGAGAGAAGUAUGACAGAAUUUAUUUGGAGUAAAAAGACUAAACACAACAAACAACUCUAAACUACUUGGAGUAAAUAUAACAAUGAAUAUUAUUACUAUACCAAAGUAGUUUUAGGAUUGAUAUGGUACACCUCAUUGAUGUCUUUGAUAUUGAAGGUAAAAUGGACGGGGCACACAGGAAACAUGGCCAGUUUUCGUAUAAAUUGUAGGUGGUGAACGAUUACCGACCACCACCAAUUUAGACAUAAAAUGAAGCUGCUGCAUCUGUAUAUAUGGAGGGAAUGGGGUUCAAACACAAAAACACUCGUCAGUAACUUCCCCAAUGAAAAUAUUGAGAAGUUGCAGCUGGAAUAUGGACGGGUUGGUUGUGUGGCAACAAAACCAACGUGUGAGCCACUAUGGGGCAAAACAGAAAGGGUUGCAGCUGCAUGGGCCCAGGCCCAUCCAAUCAGAUUGAGAGAAAAAAUAAAUGAUAGUAAUCGUCUUUUUACCUAAACAUGCAAACACCAUUAGAUAGAAUUCAUAGCAAGCAAUUUUCGGUCAGUGUUGUUGCCGACUAACCAACCCUCAUUAACCGGUCAACAAAUGGUUACAUUUUUCCCAAACAGUAAAAUGACAUGACCAACAGAAAAUAUCCUCAUAUGCAUGCAUACAAGGAACGGACAUGUUUCAUUGUGAACUUAAUGGAAACAUGCAACAACAGCAAGCCUAUCGUCUUACAGUCAAAAGGCUAUAAUGUCUAUUAUUGAACGUUCAACUCCUGUAAUGAAGCAGCUAAUUAAACCUCCAUUUCAAACAUUUGCCAAAAUGCAAUUCGCAGGAAAACACCGUUCUAAACAGCACACCUAAUGCAAACGGUUCCAUAUGUGACAGAUAUGAAACUUAGAAAGAUGGGGAAUCUAAUAGCAACAACUAAGAUGGUUUGCUAAUAUGACUAGGAUUGUGUCUUUAGGUUCUGGACAACGAAAGAAAGAUAUGAAAACCAAUAGAGCAGUAGAAAAUGAUGGUUAAUGGCAUGAGGAAGUCUUUAUAAAAUAAUAUCUUCCUCCAUGUUUCUAUGGUUGGAUUUUGGCUAGGCUACUUUGAAGCAAGGUAAGACAUGCCUCAUUAUUUAAAGUAAAGUAAAACGAUCAGGUUUCAAACGAUUAUGCUGCCUCAAGCUCACAUUGUAAAGUGGUGGGUGACGCGCUGAUAGCCUGCCUACCGUUGACUAUAGCCUGCCUACCGUUGACUAUAGCAUAUGCACUCAAAUGGCGAAUGGGAGGUGCACUUGAAUUAUGAGUUGAAUUUGAGAAAUAAAAAUUGAUAUUUUUAACCGUGGCCAUCAAAACAGUUAACACGCAAUGACUGGGCUUAUAAAAGCAUAUUUCACUCCAGUACCAGCUUUUUGAGGAGCUACUCUCGCGCUGUCUGACAGGUGGUAGGCUAUUCUGCUCCUCAAACUAGACUCUGUAUGCUGUGCUUGUGAUAACUAAGAAGCAUGACGACUAACAAAAAUACACACACCAAUUUAAUUUCACAAAAUUAUGCAAAUGAACCUAUAGACCGAUAAGCAUGACUGGUCAAAUGUAUUUUCGGCGGCUAACCUAUUAACCGUUAACCGUUAACAUCCCUACAAGAAGUGCACUGGAAUGACAUUCACUCUCAUGGGAUGGGUGGCCAAAAAUAACUAACUGAAAGCCACACUCCCAAUAAGCCAUGAAUAUGACCGCAUUGAGGCAUAUGUCACUGUGCUUCUAUGGCUAUAUGCACUAUAUAAAUGCACCAUACCACUGCCUGCUUUGUUCAUUUAGCAAACAAGACCGCUCAUAAUCCAGUGCCUUUAUCACAGUCAAUACACAUAUUUGAGCUUUAAAAAUGCUAUUUUUUUUCUCUGCCUCAUGACAAAAUGAAUAGAAGUGCUGUAAAUUAGGGGGGGACCAAUUCAUUUCUGGCUACACUACUGCAGGGGUUGGCUUAGAUUGAUGACAACAUGUAAACUAUAUUUAAUUUCCAAAUGUUUAUUGAAAACAUAAAUACAUUUGCACAAUGAGCACUUGUCUCAUAGAUCGUUAAAGUUGUUGAUUAGCUAGCUCAUUUUAGCCAUAUUAGCAUUGACAUGAAAUCAGUCAAAACACAUCAAAACAAGACAUGGUAUCAAGAACAAGAUAAAACUAGCUGAAAUGAGCCACCUACGAUUCCCCACAUGGCAACUUCUUGUCAUUGUUACUAGCCAUCUGACCGUUCAGAAUCAUAACAAAGCUCAGCUUCCGGCCCCAUUGUGUGUCAUUUUCGUGACGCCAGCCAACUUGUAUGACGUAGGCAAAGUGUGAAGAUGUUAAAGAUCAUUGGAUGAGACUGAGUUAAGGAUGCACGAUUUGACAUUGGACUCUGCAGGUUGACCAAACUUAGUUUAGCGUUUGGUCGCUUGAUGGUACGAAACAUGUGCUUUUUGUUUCUUUUUCAUUGAAGAGACUGGAGCUACAAGGUAACUAGGAGUUAUUUUAGUGGUAAUUCAGUAAUUGAACAGUACGGGGUAUGUGAUUAGGGCCGGGACGACACCAGUAUCGCAAUACUCCUUAGUAUCGUGGCAAGGAAAUAAAACACAAAGCAGGUUGAACUUCUUUAUCAAAACUAUCAUUAUGUUAUCAUCCAGAGUCACAUGUAUUUAUUUUCCAAGCUAAAGCACACAAUAUUUUAUAUACAGCAGGUUUUUAAAGGACCAAAGAGUUGGUCUGCUUCGUGUUUUCAUUUUUGCCAUAGAAACAAUAUUGCGACACUGCUAUCGUCCCGGCCACAUAUGUGAUAUGCAUUCACAGUUUGGCAUUCGUGACUCUGCUCAGUGUGUGCUAAAGCUCAGGGUGGAAAUAUCUUUGGGGGAGUAUUUUUUUUCUCUCCUGAUGUGCAAUUUCACCAACAAUAUGAAGAAAUGUGAAUUGUGAACUUUUUACAGGGGGCAUUCAAAGGUCAUUUUAUUUGCCAACAAUUGAUUUGGUUGGCCAAGUGUUAUAUCAUUGAAAACAGUAUUCCUCCACUGCUGUAUGGGCCACUUGAAGGUUUUGCAGAACCGUGUUGUGUUUCAAGGCACUUGGGAGUAUUCCUGUCAGGUGGCAAGCACACUGAAAUGGCAAAAGAAGAGCCGAAAUCCAAGUUAGGUUGAAUCAUUUCAUCAGAGGAGGAAGGUUGUAUACGUGCUAUGCACAUAGACAUGACAUGCUAUGCAGAUCAAUCAGGAGAACUAAAAAUAAGUCUUGAAGGAAAUUAAGAUCUCCUUUUGAAGGUUUUGUUAUUUAAUGUUUUCCUUAAAUGUUAUAUCGCUUUAAGUAAGGGAAACCGGGGCUUCAUGUGGGAAUCAUUUCUCACUAAUUACACUUUGUUAUACAUUACUAACCGUCUUUUUUAUGAAAUUAAUACAAUGUGUGAAGUAAAAAAAUACAUAUAUUUGACUAUAGUUUAAUAUACAAUUUAGAUGGAGGUUAUAAGUGAAAUAUUAAUAUAUUACUAAUCAGGAAAAAAAGUAGUUUUUUUUUUAAAUUGGAGAAACUAUUUCAAAGAUCAUUUUUAACAGUCAUUUUCUAUAUAUUCUUUUAUUUUUGUAAAAGAUGAGAUGCAUGUAGAUUUUAUACAUAACCAAAGGAACACUAAGAAUUGCAUGGCAGAUAAGGGGGUGCUUGGGACAAUGUAUUUCAGUGCAGAUAAGCUUUGCAAGUGGAGCCUGUUCAAAGACCUGCCAUUUUAACAAAUGACAAGGCAGGUGAGGUGAGGCAAAGUGGAUGCGUGGACCAGUAUAACUUUAUUUUCCAAAUUGACUUGCCACUUAUUUAGUUCAUUUGACUUGACUAUUGUGAAAUUUAAAUACAAAUAAAAACCUCACAUGAAAUGUACACAAUGGAGGACAUUUUGCUUUCAGCAGUGAUCUCUCAGGGUCAUUCAAAAAUAAUAACAAUGGAAACAUCUUCCUUAAGGGGGUAAUCAGAUAAUCAUCAGAAUAACAACAUUUAUUUAAGGUGAAUUUCUUUGUUAAAAUACAAGAUUGUAAACCAACAGCCCCUCGUGUUCUGCCGUUUUCUUGAUAUGGCAUCCUUGACACAAGUGUCUUGGAUUCAAGCCACUUUCAAUUUAACACUUUAAAAUACAAAUUCUAAUUUUACUGUAAGACGGAAGUAUACAAGAUAUCUUUAGUCAUAUAUCAUAAUAAUAGUCUCGUUCGAGGUUGUUAAACUGCCAAUAUUGAACACUAGAACAUGUUACUCAAUAGCAAGAUGCACCAUGUCAUUUUACAAAAAAAUGUUUCUUUCCUUUUGAAGAUGUGUUUUGUGUUAGGCGGAAGUUUGUAUUUAAGUAUUUGUUCAUGUCAGAAAAAAGGUUAUCGUUUAUUGUAAAGUUUUUUUUGUGUUGACCAGUUUUUCAUCUGAAAUGCAUCCUAGAUGGAGUUUUACAUGAUUGUUAAUAAUGUCACUGUAACCAUGUGAAUACAUUAGCUUUUAAUUUGUAUAAAGCACCCGUUUUCUCACAAAGAUUUUCCUAUUGAUCGGUGCUAGUUGUCAUUUAUGACAUACAUUAAGAUGGCCGUAAUGUAAAUGGUGCAUAUUUACAUCACUUUAGGGCCUUGAAUCAUUUGUAUGCAUCACACAAAUGGAUAUCUUGAGUGAGUAUAAAGGUAUUGAUUAGUUAAAGGUCCAAUGCAGCCAUUUACAAUUAAGUACCUUACUGUGAUUGUUUUUUUCUCUCAAUUAAAACAGUAAAAAAAUAAAUAAAAUAAAAAAUUGCUUCUUAAUUUCUCAAGCAAGAAUUUUGCUUGGACCGCCUGUGAGUGGUGGGGAGGAUAAAAGUGAAAACUAGCUGUUAUUGGCAGAGUUUGAGUUUGGAACUCUCUUUCUUAUUGGUGUAUACUAAUGUCACCAGGCAGGUCAAAACCCCAUCCCACCAAGAGGCAGUCAUUCAAAUCUUUUCAAACAGCUUUUACACUGAAAGGGUAUAUCACAACCUCAUAGUGUGAAAAUAUUUGUAAAACACAGGAAAUCAAGUUAUUUACUGCACUGGGCCUUUAAAGAAACAAACCUUUAUUAGUAUUUUUGUUAUAUACACUGCUCCAAAAAAUAAAGGGAACACUAAAAUAACACA
Salmo salar (Atlantic salmon) is the source of this 7951-nucleotide messenger RNA. RefSeq names its product forkhead box protein O4. The record is from RefSeq and is a predicted model, not a curated record. Gene Ontology annotation, cellular component: nucleus. Gene Ontology annotation, biological process: regulation of transcription by RNA polymerase II. Gene Ontology annotation, molecular function: RNA polymerase II cis-regulatory region sequence-specific DNA binding; DNA-binding transcription factor activity, RNA polymerase II-specific. NCBI's taxonomy places the organism in Eukaryota, Metazoa, Chordata, Actinopteri, Salmoniformes, Salmonidae.